GGGGCUCUGCCCGAGGCGGGGGCGGCACGAUGCGGAAGUGCGGGGCGGGCUAGGCGACCCGCGGGAGACGCAGCUCGGCGAGGGCUCAGACCGGCCGCAGCGCCGGGCCGGGGCUCCUGGCUCCCCGAGGGCGCACCGCAGACAGAGCCUUUUGCCAUGAACCAGCCAGCCCCAGGGGUUGCCCCACCACCACGCCGUGUGAGGCUGAAGCCCUGGUUGGUGGCCCAGGUGAACAGCUGCCAGUACCCAGGGCUUCAGUGGGUCAAUGGGGAAAGGAAACUCUUCUAUAUCCCCUGGCGUCAUGCCACAAGGCAUGGUCCCAGCCAGGAUGGAGACAACACCAUCUUCAAGGCCUGGGCUCAAGAGACAGGGAAGUACACCGAGGGGGUGGACGAGGCUGACCCAGCCAAGUGGAAGGCCAACCUGCGCUGCGCGCUUAACAAAAGCCGUGACUUCCGUCUGUUCUACGACGGCCCUCGAGACAUGCCACCUCAGCCCUACAAGAUCUACGAGGUCUGCUCCAAUGGCCCUGCUCCCACAGAGUCCCAGCCCACUGAUGAGUACAUUCCUGGAGAAGACGAGGAGGAGGAAGAGGAAGAGCUCCAGAGAAUGUUGCCAAGCCUGACCAUCACAGAUCCUGUGCUACCUGGGCCUCCCAUAGCACCCUACUCCUUACCCAAAGAAGGCGUCAAGUGGCCACCUGCUCUCCAGCCAUCUGUAGGGCUGGGUCACCCAGCCCCAGAUCCAAAUCUCCUGGCCCCUCCCUCUGGAAACCCUGCUGGCUUCAGGCAGCUUCUCCCUGAGGACCUGGAGCCUGGACCGCUGGCUCCCAGCCAGCCCCCUCCAGAACAACUCUUGCCUGACCUGCUCAUCAGCCCCCACAUGCUGCCUUUGACUGACCUGGAGAUCAAGUUCCAGUACCGUGGUCGUCCACCUCGUGCCCUCACCAUCAGCAACCCACAAGGCUGUAGGCUCUUCUAUAGCCAGCUAGAGGCUACCCAGGAACAAGUGGAACUCUUUGGCCCUGUGAGCCUGGAGCAAGUGCGCUUCCCUAGCCCGGAGGAGAUCCCCAGCGACAAGCAGCGUUUCUAUACAAACCAGCUGCUAGACGUCCUGGACCGUGGGCUCAUCCUCCAGCUGCAGGGCCAGGACCUGUAUGCCAUCCGUCUGUGCCAGUGUAAGGUGUUCUGGAGUGGACCCUGCGCCUUAGCCAAUGGCUCACGCCCCAACCCCAUCCAGCGAGAAGUCAAGACAAAGCUCUUUAGCCUAGAGCAGUUUCUCAAUGAACUCAUCCUGUUCCAGAAGGGUCAGACCAACACUCCACCACCUUUUGAGAUCUUCUUCUGCUUUGGAGAAGAAUGGCCUGACCUCAAGCCCCGAGAGAAGAAGCUCAUUACUGUACAGGUGGUACCUGUUGCAGCCCGGUUGCUGCUGGAGAUGUUCUCUGGGGAGCUUUCCUGGUCAGCAGACAGCAUCCGGCUGCAGAUCUCAAACCCAGAUCUCAAAGACCACAUGGUGGAGCAGUUCAAAGAGCUCCAUCACAUCUGGCAGUCCCAGCAGCGGUUGCAGCCCAUGGUCCAGGCCCCUCCUGUGGCGGGCCUUGGUGCUGGCCAAGGGCCCUGGCCCAUGCACCCAGUUGGCAUGCAGUAACAAGGCUGCAGAUGGUGGCUGUCCUGGGCCUCCUGGAGCAACUGUGGAGAUUGACAUGGCAAUGGAGUGGCCCCAGCAGGCCUGGCUGGCUGCAGGGUUCUACCUGAGUCUCCUGGAAGGAGAGCAGGGCCAACAAGGACAUACAAGAGGCCUCAGGCCACAUUCUCCCUAAAAUUCCAUCUGAGCACUGUCUUCCGGUGAUUUCUCUAAUCUGUUUGGUUCUGAAGAAAUGUGGCCAGCAGCCCCAGCGGGAGGGAAGGAACAUCACUAGCCUGGAGCCUAGGUACACAGGUCCAGUUACCCCAGGGUAGCCAACGCUUAUGGUUGCCCCAAUUUCUCUAGCAAAAAGGGCCAAGGAGUGUUGUUGGGGCUUCUGCAGAGAAUGGACCUGAUUUGGGGGUUCCCUAGUUUGAGCCUUUCUCGUCUUCCUUCUGACAAGGACGUCACUAGACUUGUGCUGACAGCUGCCCUCCUUCAGAGUCUAAGAAGCUGGGGUAGAAAGUAGAUAUUAAUAUAUUUUUGGAGUAAUAAAUGUUAAAAGCAGA
Peromyscus leucopus (white-footed mouse) is the source of this 2195-nucleotide messenger RNA. It is a transcript of the gene Irf5, whose product is annotated as interferon regulatory factor 5. The transcript has 9 exons. Lineage: Eukaryota; Metazoa; Chordata; Mammalia; Rodentia; Cricetidae. Gene Ontology annotation, cellular component: nucleus. Gene Ontology annotation, biological process: immune system process; regulation of transcription by RNA polymerase II. The coding region runs from base 157 to 1650 and encodes 497 amino acids. Gene Ontology annotation, molecular function: protein binding; RNA polymerase II cis-regulatory region sequence-specific DNA binding; DNA-binding transcription factor activity, RNA polymerase II-specific. The record is from RefSeq and is a predicted model, not a curated record.